UGUCGAUGGAGGGUCUGCUCAGCUCGUACUCAGGACAUCUUCCUCUCACCCAGCAGCUGGGGAUGGAUCCCAGCAGAUACUCUGAACCCUUCCAGCAGGGCCUCACGCCGCCUCAGAUGCCUGGUGACCACAUGAACCCCUACGGCACUGACUCCAUCUUCCAUGACUUUGACAGUGACACUUCUCUCACGAGUCUAAGCGACUGUUUCAUGGCCGCUCCAGAUGUCGGCUCCUUGCAGAGUCGGGCGGGAAACCCCAUCGACCGCCUGUACUCCAUGCAGAACUCCUACUUUGCCUCAUGUGGCCCCAACAUCACCGCUGGUACCACCCAACCCACAACGACACAUCCCAGGUCAUGAAGAGUGAGCAUAUAAUGCUGCAAGGUUCAAGGAAAUAUGAC
Notothenia coriiceps (black rockcod) is the source of this 400-nucleotide messenger RNA. RefSeq names its product LIM homeobox transcription factor 1-beta-like. Bases 6 to 359 code for a protein of 117 amino acids. NCBI's taxonomy places the organism in Eukaryota, Metazoa, Chordata, Actinopteri, Perciformes, Nototheniidae. The transcript has 2 exons. The record is from RefSeq and is a predicted model, not a curated record.